Molecule: messenger RNA, 738 nt
Organism: Ixodes scapularis (black-legged tick)
Lineage: Eukaryota; Metazoa; Arthropoda; Arachnida; Ixodida; Ixodidae
Exons: 5
Coding region: 27-692 (221 amino acids)
Source: RefSeq, a predicted model, not a curated record
CUGAAGAGAGCCAUAUUUACCACAACAUGGAUGCUGGGAACUUCUCCGAGAGGACAGCUUGGAACAACCCAGAACAACUAGGAACAGAGUUUUCAUUUCAGAAUGGCCUCAUGCCUCCCCAAGGAUUGGCCCGCCCACUUCAUGAUCCGGCCCAACUCAUAGACAUGAUGAGGGUGCAGCAGGAGAUGUUGAGGUCUGUACAGGAGAUGUUGACAUCCCAGGAAAAGAGCCAUGUUGCUUUCCGGGAUUGCGUCUUGCACAAUCAAGCGGACCUGCUGGCGCAGGUGAACAGUUUAAGGCAACAGCUGGGCAACAAGAGCCUCGGGAAAGUGGUUUAUUUGCCCGAAGACUGCCCUUCCCUGCCCGUCAACAGCCUGGAUGACCUGAGGGCCUUGAACGUGUACCUUGAAGCAAGAGACAAGCUUCAGCACAUGGUGGAUUACUACAGCCAGAAGGGAGGCACCGACAAAAAUGCCGACACGCGGGCCUUGCUGACCUGCCUGGUCCACAACGAUGUGGAUGGACGUUGCAGUUGGAAAGGGUCAAAAGGGCGCAAGGAGCCCUUUGAUGAACUGAAAAAUAUAAUGACCCUGUUGCUCGGUAGGUUCCACUAUUGGUUAUUUCUUAUCCAAAUGACAGGUUCAGAAAACAUCUACAGUCGAAUCUCGUUAAUUCAACCUCUCUUAAUUUAAACUUGUGAAUAAUUCAAACUAACAUGCAGGUCCCAUCCUGUGCAUC